UCGAAAGUUCUUUUAAAAAUGUAUAAAGCCGAAUUUUCAAUAAAACUUCUUACAAUUGUUGGUGCUCAUAGACCAAUAAGUUGGUCAUCGUUCAUUGCAAAGAGUCUGUAUAAUUUUUUUACCGUCUUUGUGAUUAUUUUUUCAUACUCGACUUCUAUAUCAAUGUGCAUGUAUCUUAUUCUUCACUCAUUAAAUAACAUGUAUGAUGUAGCAGAAUCGUUAUUUUGGUCUCUUGCAGCUUUUGUUUCUUGUUUCAAAAUGGUAAUCUUCCUAUUUCGACGAGAAGAUAUCAUAAAAUUGAUAAAUAUUUUAAGUGAAGAUAUCUUUCAAAUUCGUGACAAUAAAGAGAAAAUUAUUCAAGAUAAAUGUGAUGUUACAGCUAGAAAGAACACAAACUAUUUUUUCGCAAUAACCUUUGCCACAGCGUUAACGAUGAUAUUUGGAGGAUUGAUAAAGGGAAACGAUAUUAGUUUGCCAUUGAAAGCAUCAUUUCCGUACAACUAUAAUCAGAAAGCAGCAUUUUGUUUGACAUAUGUUGGUCAAUCUGUAUUUAUUUGUUUUUCUGGUUUUAUUACUGUUGCAUCUGAAACCUUUAUAAUGACGAUGUUGAUCCAAAUUUGUUCUCAGCUUGAUAUAAUAUAUCAUCGUCUUCAAAGUUUGUCAUAUUUGUAUAGAAACAAUAUGAGAUACAUCAUGUUUAAUGAAACAGAAGAGGCCAACAUUAUUAAAAGCUGUAUUGUGCAUCACAAUUACGUCUACAUCAAGGUUGUGGAGAAACAAGGUAUGUGUAAAGCUCAAUGGAUGCGUGGAAAGGAAAGUUGGAAGCAUAGAUGGAAGCCCCCCUCCCAACCGAACCAAAGUGAAUUAUAA
Leptopilina boulardi is the source of this 870-nucleotide messenger RNA. RefSeq lists its product as uncharacterized. The coding region runs from base 19 to 870 and encodes 283 amino acids. Gene Ontology annotation, biological process: sensory perception of smell; detection of chemical stimulus involved in sensory perception of smell. Gene Ontology annotation, molecular function: olfactory receptor activity; odorant binding. NCBI's taxonomy places the organism in Eukaryota, Metazoa, Arthropoda, Insecta, Hymenoptera, Figitidae. The record is from RefSeq and is a predicted model, not a curated record. The transcript has 3 exons. Gene Ontology annotation, cellular component: plasma membrane.